Pogona vitticeps (central bearded dragon) is the source of this 5521-nucleotide messenger RNA. RefSeq names its product adhesion G protein-coupled receptor A3 (gene ADGRA3). Lineage: Eukaryota; Metazoa; Chordata; Lepidosauria; Squamata; Agamidae. The record is from RefSeq and is a predicted model, not a curated record. Gene Ontology annotation, molecular function: protein binding; G protein-coupled receptor activity. Gene Ontology annotation, cellular component: plasma membrane; external side of plasma membrane. Gene Ontology annotation, biological process: G protein-coupled receptor signaling pathway; cell surface receptor signaling pathway.
CUCCAUGUUCCUAAACAACCCGAAUCCCAACCUUAUAAUUUACUCCCCCGCCUUCCCCCAAAGCCAGAAGACGCGCGACAUCUUCUGGCACUAGUACUGCGCGUGCUCAAGAGCGACAGAGUCGCGCAUGCUCCUGAGCGCACAAGUCAGGCGUUUGGGCGAAAGGAUUCUGUAAACUGCCUCUUGGGGUGCUUCUGCCCCCCCUUUCCGCGCCGCCCCCCCACCUCAGCUCCGUCCCUUCAUGGCGGCCGCCCCUCUCGCCCUAGUGCCGACUCCGUCUGCCACCCACCUGGCUGCAGCGCUCGGUGUCGCCCGCGUCUCUCUAGGCUCCCCUCGCUGAGGAGAGGGAGAAGAAGAGCUCUCGGAAUAAUCCUCGGUUUUCAGCUAUGGCGACCCCGUGCCGGACCCCUCCGCCGGGGCUCCUGCUGCUGCUCCUGGCGCUGAUGGACGGCGGCUCCUCAGGACUGCCCGCCGGCUGUAAGCAGGACGGCGGAGGCCGCUCCAGGGGCAGCAAGUCCUCGCCGCCCGCCGAAGGGGGGGCCGGAGGAAAGGUGGUCUGCAGCAGCCUGGAGCUGGCCCGCGUCCUGCCUCCCGAAGCCCUUCCUAACAGGACGGUCACCCUGAUUCUAAGCAACAAUAAGAUAUCAGGAUUGAAGAAUGGUUCCUUUGCUGGGUUGAGCCUUCUUGAACGACUGGACCUCAGAAACAAUUUCAUAAGUGUUAUAGAUCCAGGAGCUUUUAUAGGACUUCCGUCUCUAAAAAGACUAGACUUAACAAACAACCAGAUAGGAUGCCUGAAUGCAGAUACAUUUAAAGGACUUGCAAAUCUUGUCAGAUUAAAUCUUUCGGGAAAUUUGUUUUCAUCACUUACACAAGGAACAUUUGAUCAUCUUACUUCGCUGAAGUCUCUAGAAUUUCAGACUGAUUAUCUGCUGUGUGAUUGUAAUAUGUUGUGGAUGCAACAAUGGAUACAAGAAAGAAAUAUAACUGUUCGUGAGACCAGAUGUGCUUAUCCCAAGUCACUGCAAGCUCAACCAAUUCUGAGUGUUAAACAGGGGCUUCUGACAUGCGAUCCACCUCUGGAAUUGCCAUCUUUCUACAUGACUCCCUCUCACCGUCAGGUUGUAUUUGAAGGAGACAGCCUGCCUUUCCAAUGCAUGGCGUCUUAUAUUGACCAAGAUAUGCAGGUUCUGUGGUACCAGGAUGGGAAGAUAGUUGAAACAGAUGAAUCCCAGGGUAUUUUUGUUGAAAAAAAUAUGAUCCAUAAUUGCUCACUCAUUGCAAGUGCCCUGACCAUCUCAAAUAUUCAAGCUGAAUCUACUGGAAACUGGGGGUGUCAUGUGCAUACCAGCCGUGGAAAUAAUUCAAGAACUGUUGACAUUGUGGUAUUGAACAGCUCUGCACAGUAUUGUCCACCAGAGAGAGUUGUCAACAAUAAAGGUGACUUCAGGUGGCCCCGAACAUUGGCAGGCAUUACUGCAUAUCUGCUGUGCACUCGUUACUCAGCUGGCAGUGGAAUAUAUACUGGCAGUUCUCAGGAUGAAAAGAGAGCUUGGCGCAGAUGUGAUAGGGGAGGAUUCUGGGCUGAAGAGGACUACUCUCGGUGCCAGUAUGCAAAUGAUGCUACUCGAGUUCUCUAUAUGUUUAAUCAGAUGCCACUGAAUCUUACUAAUGCUGUUGCAACAGCUCGACAACUGUUAGCUUAUACUGUUGAAGCAGCAAACUUUUCUGACAAAAUGGAUGUAAUUUUUGUGGCUGAAAUGAUAGAAAAAUUUGGAAGAUUUGCUGAGAAGUACAAAGAGCUUGGUGAUGUGAUGGUUGAUAUUGCAAGUAAUAUAAUGCUAGCUGAUGAGCACAUCUUGUGGAUGGCACAGAGGGAAGCUAAAGCUUGUACUAGAAUCGUACAGUGUUUGCAGAGGAUUGCUACAUACCGUCUAUCUAACGGGGCUCAGGUUUACUCAACGUAUUCUCCAAAUAUUGCUGUGGAAGCUUACAUAAUAAAAAGUUCUGGCUUCACUGGGAUGACCUGCACUGUGUUCCAGAAGGUAGCUGCAGCAGACCGUAUAGGACUUCCUGACUAUGGUCGAAGAGAUCUGGAGGGAAGCCUUGACAAGCAACUGGGAUUUAAGUGCAAUGUCUCAAAUACAUUGUCAAGCCUUGCACUUAAGAAUACCAUUGUGGAAGCAUCUAUACAGUUGCCACCUGCCCUUUUUUCAAAAAAGAACAAAAGAGAAAUCAGGCCAGCAGAUGAGACUGUCUACAAGCUGCAACUUAUUGCAUUUCGUAAUGGGAAGCUUUUCCCAACAACAGUGAAUUCAACAACUUUAGCUGCUAAUCAAAAACACCUCACUGUGGUCACACCAGUUAUCCUCACCAAAAUAGAUGGCUUAAAUUUACCCCAUCAGCACAUUCCUGUUAAUGUGACUUUACGACGCAUCGCACAUGGAGCAAAUCCUGUUGCAGUACAGUGGGACUUUGAUUUGCUGAAUGGACAUGGGGGGUGGAAGUCAGAUGGAUGUCAGAUUCUUUCUUCAGAUGAAAAUGUAACUACCAUACAGUGCUACUCACUCAGUAACUACGCAGUCCUUAUGGAUUUGUCAGGAUAUAUCCAGUCAGCUGAUUUUUUACACCCAGUUGUCUAUGUCUCUGCUGUAUUUCUGCUGAUGAGCCUCUUGGUGAUCAAAGUUAGCUACAUUUAUCAUCACAGUGUCAUCAGGAUCAGCAUUAAAAGUUGGCACAUGUUAAUUAACCUCAGCUUCCAUAUUUUUCUGACUUGUGUGAUCUAUAUUGGAGGCAUAACCCAGAGCAAGAGCACUAGUAUCUGCCAAGCAGUUGGGAUAAUUUUGCACUAUUCUACACUUGCCACGUUACUGUGGAUGGGAGUCACUUCUAGAAACAUUUAUAAGCAAGUAACAAGGAAAGUAAAAAGGUGUCAAGAUCCUGAUGAACCUCCACCACCUCCUAGGCCAAUGCUUAGAUUCUACCUAAUUGGUGGAGGAAUCCCUGUCAUAGUUUGUGGCAUAACAGCUGCUGCAAAUAUAAAGAAUUAUGGAAGUAAACCACACUCAGCAUACUGUUGGAUGGCAUGGGAACCAAGCUUGGGAGCAUUUUAUGGGCCUGCUAGCUUCAUCGUUUUUGUGAACUGCAUGUAUUUCCUCAGCAUAUUUAUACAACUGAAAAGGCACCCUGAACGUAAAUUUGAACUUAAAGAGCCAGCUGAGGAGCAGCAGCGUUUAGCAGCCAGUGAACAUGGCAACCUGCACCAUCAGGACUCAAUGUCUGUGUCGCUAGUUUCCACUUCAGCUUUAGAAAAUGAGCACAGUUUCCAUGCUCAGCUUCUGGGUGUGAGUCUUACUUUAUUCCUGUAUGUGGCUUUGUGGAUUUUGGGGGCUUUUGCUGUGUCUUUAAGCUACCCCUUGGAUCUGGUUUUCAGCUGCUUUUUUGGAGUCAUGUCUUUGAGCCUUAGUGGUUUUCUCUUAACACAUCAUUGCAUUAAGAGAGAAGAUGUUAGACAUGCUUGGAUAACAACCUGCUGCCCUGGAAGGAGCACAUACUCAGUACAAGUUAAUAUUCAGCCUUCAUCUAGUGCAAGUGGCAUAAAUGGAGAAUCUGCCAAGUGCACCAAUAGCAGUGCAGAGUCAUCAUGCACUAACAAGAGUGCAUCAAGCUUGAAAAAUUCUUCUCAAGGUUGUAAAUUGACCAACAUACAUGCUGCAGCAGCUCAGUGUCCUCCAGGCUCCCAGGCCUUGAAUCCUGGUGGUCCACUUGAUAACAGUCUUACUGAACACUCAGUAGACAAUGAGAUCAAAAUGCAUGUCGCCCCUUUAGAAGUACCUUUACGAACAAAUGGGCAUCCAGGCCGCCAUCACAAAAACAGAAGUAAAGGGCACCGUGCCAGCAGACUUGCAGUCUUGCGGGAAUAUGCUUAUGAUGUUCCUACUAGCGUAGAAGGAAGCCUCCAGAAUGGCUUGACUAAAAGUCGUCAGAGUAUUAGUGAAGGGCAUUCAAAGAGCCGAAGAGCUUAUUUGGCAUACAGGGAACGGCAGUAUAACCAGUCCCAGCAAGACAGCAGUGACACCUGCAGUACUCUUCAGAAAGGACACAGGAAUACAGAAAAGACAGUGCCAACAAACCUCAAAAAGGAAGUACUGAGGAAACCAAUUGUAGAUGAACUGGAAGGACAGCAGAAAUCUUACGGCUUAAAUUUAGCUGUCCAAAAUGGGCCACCGAAAAGCAGUGCCCAGGAUGGAACUUUAUUGAGUGCUGACAGCACAGGCAAUAUCAGGACUGGAUUGUGGAAACAUGAAACUACUGUGUAGUGCUUCUGGACAUUCUUGUAAGAAUUUAAAGAAAUUGUCUUUUUAUACUAUGAAUAUUUUCCCAGUUUGUAAUCAUGGGUACUUUGAACUGAGAGGGAGGAGAUCGGCCAUUUGAAGAUAUUUUAUACUUUCUUCAAGUAUUUCUGACAUUUUUACAAAGACCAGUAGCUCUUCAAAGUCCUUUCUAUUGUCAGGAAAUACAAUUUGGACACUAUUUUUAUAUAUGUGUGUAAAGGUCUCUCUCCUUGGUAUGUCCAACACAUUUCAUUUUUAUAUUUAAAUUUGUAAAAUAAAUCACUUUCUCUGACAUUUUCUUAUGUACCAUAUUGGUUCAAAUAGUAAAAAAAAAAACCAAAAACCAACAGUCCAUAAACUGUAUUAGCAUUUUUGUGUGUUAUUUACGGUAGGUCCUCCGUCUGCUAGACCACUUUCUUAAGUUAAGAUGUGCACCAGUGAAAUCAGUAGAUAUGUACAAGAUUGAACUGUUAAACCAGAUAGAUUUCAUUCGCCAAGUGCAGAAGUUCAAGAUCUUUCCUGUAGUAAAGAAAAGAAGGUUACUCUUUUGUCAAAUACAAAGUUUAAGGUGUCUGGAUCAUACCUGUCUGAUCUUUGGCAUAGUUUUUUGUUGCUGUUUUAGCCUGAGAAGUUAUGAAAUAGAUUGCUACCUCAUUCUGAACAAUUUACAGAAAACAUUUGUGAAAUAUAGCCAGGAUGUUCAUCAUCUAGCAGCUCUCAAAAUCCCCAGUCUGUACUGCCAGUGAUAGAGGACUGUGGGAGUUGUAGUUUGGAGUGACAAUGGUUCACCACCCCUCUAACCUCUGUGUGGGACACAAGAUAUUUUCCUCAGUGCUUUCUGUAUAAGAGCAUACAUACAAUGUAAUUAAUUCUAUAAACUCAAAGAUAGUAUUUAUUAUUUAUUUAAAAUAUUUUUAUCCUGCCCUUCACCUUAAAAAAGACCCAGAUCUUGUAGGUCAAACAACUAUCUUACAAUUAGCUACCAGAAAAUUAAAUCAAAUCAAAUGAGGGUCAGCAAAUUGUCAGCUUUUUUUUUUUUCAAAGAAGUGGAGGCAGUAUCAAUCUCACAUGCCCUAUUGUAAAGAAAUAAUAACAAGCAACAGCUAUAGACCUCAUCAGAAAUUUACAGUUAAAAUAUCAGUAUUCAUCUAAUUUUAAAAAUAAUGUAAAGUAUAAAUACCAAAUGG